Podospora anserina S mat+ is the source of this 624-nucleotide messenger RNA. RefSeq lists its product as uncharacterized. Lineage: Eukaryota; Fungi; Ascomycota; Sordariomycetes; Sordariales; Podosporaceae. Bases 1 to 624 code for a protein of 207 amino acids. Gene Ontology annotation, cellular component: BLOC-1 complex; endosome. The record is from RefSeq and is a predicted model, not a curated record. The transcript is spliced from 3 exons. Gene Ontology annotation, biological process: endosome organization; regulation of protein localization.
AUGUCCCACUAUUCAACCCCUUACUACCCCACCACAACCUCCAUCCCCAUCCCGCCCACCAAGUCAGCCUACCAAUCCCCCUACUCUCCAUACUACCCACCCGCCGAGGAGACAGGGACGUACUCCGUCUCGCCCCCUGAGCUCACAGAUGAUGGGCACAGUUUGGUGAGCACUGGUGGUGGUAGCUACUCUAUCGGUCCGUCGGGGUCGGUCUCCUCGGGGUCAGACUACUACUAUGGUGGUGGGUCUGGGGUUGGGGGGGAUGUUGCGGCGGGAAAUGUGGCGAAUGUGGAUUUGAACGAGUACAUGGCUGAGAGGUUCAGCGGGGGGGUGAUGGAUUCGGUCGGGGGGGUGAUGGAUGGUUCUGGUCAUUUGAACGCCAAACACAGGGAACUGCUCGAGUUGCAGGCCAAAGCGCAGGCGAGGCUGGCAAAGACGAGGGCGAGGUUCGCGCAGGGGAUGGAGGAUGCGAGGGAGGUGAGGGAGGAUUUGGAGUGGACUCAGAGGAAGGUUGCAGAACAGGGGCUAAUAAUGGAGAAUAGGUCGCUCAAGACAAAAGCGUCAAAGAAGCACACAAAAGAGUACACCAAAGCUCGCGCUCGGUACCCAAGCCCAGAUUACUGA